AUGGCGUCUAUUUUCAAAAACCACGUCAUCGCCCUUAGUGGCACAUUUCCCAUGCAUAAACAAGACAAGAUCGAGUCUGGCGGUGGCACCUACAGUGCAAAAAUUGUCGACACAUGUACACAUCUUGUUACUACCCAAAAAGACGUUGAUGACAAUAAGCCCAAGUGUAGACAAGCUGCCUCGAUCAGUGGUUUAAAAAUUGUCUCCUGGAACUGGCUUCUGGAUUCAGCAGCAGACGGCAAACCAGCCUCAGAAAGUUCUUAUCUCUUGGCAGUAACCUCAGCGCCCGCACCAGCCACAAAUGGUAGGCCUGUAAGGUCAUCCAGAACCAAGCAGCAAUCCAAUGAUACCACUGCCAAUGCCAGCCUGGAUGAUGAUAACGACAAACCUGCCACAAAUUCAAAUAACUUUAAAGGCAAAAAACAGGCGGCCAAGUCAAAGACCAAACGCCCUAUCGCGGCAGACGAUGACGAAAAUACUACCACGUCCAAGUCGCAGGGUGAGCCCCCGGCGAAAAAGCAAAAGGAUGCCCAGAAGGCGUCUUCUCCAACAUUAAAGGUGCCAGUUGAUGAAAAAUUCAGCUUCGCCGCGACUCAUAGGGUAUUUAUUGGCAAACAUGGACUCAUCUAUGACGCGGCGUUGAACCAGACCAAUGCCAGUUACAAUCACAACAAAUUUUAUCUCAUUCAGCUGCUAGAGAACAAAUCCUCAGGGAAAUAUACCACAUGGACGCGAUGGGGUCGAGUUGGUGAAAAUGGGCAAUGUGCUUCUUUCCCUGGACUGACGCUGGACCAAGCGAAAGAUUUGUUUGACAAAAAAUUCAAAAGCAAAACUGGCUGUUCUUGGAGUGAUCGACUUUUAGCAUCCAAAGCUGGAAAAUAUACCUAUAUUGAGAGGAAUUAUGAGGAUGAUUCAGACGACGAGGAUGAAAGUGAAAAGAAAGGAAGCGAAAAAGCAAAGAAGGAAGUCACGGAAGAAGCGAAGAUACCAGAAUGCACAUUGUCGCAACCCGUCCAGGAAUUUGUUAGCCUCAUUUUUAACCAACAGCACAUGCUUUCAACCAUGGCCAGUAUGUCAUAUGACGCAAACAAACUACCAUUGGGAAAGCUGAGCAAACGGACUCUCAGUAGAGGCUUUGAGGUUCUAAAGAGCACUUCACAGUUGGUUGCAAACCCGGCAUUAGCCGUGCAAAUACAUGGUCGUCCAUUUGGUGCCGCGGCGGAGCAUCUGAGUAACCAAUACUUUACUCUCAUUCCUCAUGUUUUUGGACGUAGUCGACCUCCUGUUAUCGGUUCUCUGGAUCUGAUUAAGCGUGAAGUCGAACUUCUUGAAACCUUGACUGACAUGGCGAUUACCAACGAGAUCAUGAAGGAUGCCAAGACGUCCGAGACUGGCCUCCAUCCGCUUGAUAUUCAAUUCGCAGGGCUUGGCCUAGAGGAGAUGACACCAUUGGACUCAGCUACAAUAGAAUACAAAGAAUUAGAAGAUUACCUCGUGAAGUCUCAUGGCCAAACUCACUAUAUCAACUACAAGCUGAAACACAUUUUCCGCGUCGAACGCCGUGGUGAAAAGCAACGUUUCGAUACCUCCCCCUUCGCAAACCUAUCAAACAGCAACCGCCGUCUCCUCUGGCACGGUUCCCGCAGCACUAACUACGGAGGCAUUCUCAGUCAAGGCCUGAGAAUCGCACCACCCGAAGCCCCAGUAACGGGCUACAUGUUCGGCAAAGGUGUCUACUUUGCCGACAUUUCCAGCAAAUCUGCCAACUACUGUUGCUCCUCCAGCAGUGGCGACAUUGGCGUCUUGAUGCUGUGCGACGUCGAGUUGGGAAGUCCGAUGCUAGAACUUGUCAACAGCGAUUACCAUGCUGGCGAGAAUGCAAAGAAGCAAGGAAGCCUGUCUACGCUAGGUAAAGGCCGGACAAUCCCGCAAGGUUGGAAAGAUGCGGCUUGUGUGCACAGCGAUCUGAGUGGGGUUCUUAUGCCAGAUGUUUCGACUCCGCCGAAGCUGCAGGACGAUACGAAUGCUUGGCUGCAGUAUAACGAGUAUAUCGUUUAUGAUGUAGCGCAAAUUCGGGUUAAAUACCUGCUAUAUGUACAUAUGGAAUGA
Histoplasma mississippiense is the source of this 2109-nucleotide messenger RNA. RefSeq lists its product as hypothetical. Gene Ontology annotation, molecular function: NAD+ poly-ADP-ribosyltransferase activity. Lineage: Eukaryota; Fungi; Ascomycota; Eurotiomycetes; Onygenales; Ajellomycetaceae. The record is from RefSeq and is a predicted model, not a curated record. The coding region runs from base 1 to 2109 and encodes 702 amino acids. The transcript has 6 exons.